AUGAGUACGGUUCAAGAUAUUGAAUUGAACAGUAGCAGUAUUGCUGAAAUGAAAAUUACCGAACGAACCGAUAAUACCAAUGAAAUCGAACCGACGGCCGAAGAACUGACAGCAUUGGAACAUAUUUCUGACCAGAUACCGCUUGCAGUCUGGCUGAUUGUCUUCUGCGAAUUUUGUGAACGUUUCGCCUUCUAUGGAUUUGCUGCUCCAUUUCAGAAUUAUAUUCAGUAUCCAAUACCUGGUCUAGGUGAUAAACAACGAGGUGCGCUUGGUCGUGGACAAAGGACAGCUACGUCGUUAACAACAUUCUUUCGAUUUUUCGCUUAUCUUACACCGAUUGCUGGUGCCAUUCUAGCCGAUCAAUGCUGGGAAAAAUAUAAAACGAUUUUUUCGCUUGUGCAGUCUAUAUGA
Molecule: messenger RNA, 411 nt
Organism: Rotaria sp. Silwood2
Lineage: Eukaryota; Metazoa; Rotifera; Eurotatoria; Philodinida; Philodinidae
Source: the annotation of a GenBank genome assembly